AUGCUGGCCGGACGCUCCUUCGCCGCCCCCGCGCGGCAAUGUCUGCGCCGGGCGAACGCGCCCUCGAGGUGGACGCCCGCACUGGUGCAGUCGCGAGGCUACGCCGCCGAAGUCGCAAAGUUCAAGGGCCAGAAGGGCAACGACGGAAAGUACACAGUUACGCUGAUUGAGGGCGACGGUAUCGGCCCUGAGAUCGCGCAGUCCGUCAAGGACAUCUACAGCGCCGCCAACGUGCCCAUUAAGUGGGAGCCCGUCGACGUCACCCCCCGCCUCAAGGACGGUAAGACCGUCAUCCCGGACGAGGCCAUCGAAAGCGUCACCCGCAACCUCGUCGCCCUCAAGGGCCCGCUCGCCACACCCGUUGGAAAGGGUCAUGUCUCGCUCAACCUUACUCUCCGCCGUACCUUCAAUCUCUUCGCCAACGUGCGCCCCUGCAGGAGUAUCGUGGGCUACAAGACGCCGUACGACGAUGUGGACACUGUCUUGAUCCGUGAGAACACCGAGGGCGAGUACUCGGGCAUUGAGCACGUUGUGGUUGAUGGUGUUGUUCAGAGCAUUAAGCUCAUCACGCGCGAGGCCUCUGAGCGCGUCCUCCGCUACGCCUUCCAGCACGCACGUGACAUUGGCCGCAAGAAGGUGCGCGCCGUCCACAAGGCCACCAUCAUGAAGAUGUCCGACGGUCUGUUCCUCUCCACCGCGCGCGACGUCGCCAGGGACUUCCCCGAUAUCGAGUUCGACGCUGAGUUGCUGGACAACACCUGCUUGAAGAUGGUGACCGACCCGCUCCCCUACAACGACAAGGUCCUCGUUAUGCCCAACUUGUACGGAGACAUUUUGUCUGACAUGUGCGCUGGAUUGAUCGGUGGUCUUGGUUUGACUCCCUCCGGCAACAUCGGUGACGAGUGCUCCAUCUUCGAGGCUGUUCACGGUAGCGCACCGGACAUUCAGGGCAAGCAGCUUGCUAACCCCACCGCGCUGCUGCUCUCUUCUAUGAUGAUGCUGAGGCACAUGGGCUUGGGCGACCACGCGAACAACAUCGAGCAGGCCAUCUUCAAGACCAUCGCCGAGGGCAAGACCAUUACUGGUGACCUUGGCGGCAAGGCCAAGACCUACGAAUACGCCGAUGCGGUCAUCAAGGCCCUUAAGUAG
Messenger RNA from Didymosphaeria variabile, 1149 nucleotides. RefSeq names its product NAD-dependent isocitrate dehydrogenase (gene IDH2). Gene Ontology annotation, molecular function: magnesium ion binding; isocitrate dehydrogenase (NAD+) activity; NAD binding. Lineage: Eukaryota; Fungi; Ascomycota; Dothideomycetes; Pleosporales; Didymosphaeriaceae. The transcript has 3 exons. Gene Ontology annotation, biological process: isocitrate metabolic process; tricarboxylic acid cycle. The record is from RefSeq and is a predicted model, not a curated record. Gene Ontology annotation, cellular component: mitochondrion. Bases 1 to 1149 code for a protein of 382 amino acids.